Molecule: messenger RNA, 1913 nt
Organism: Somion occarium
Lineage: Eukaryota; Fungi; Basidiomycota; Agaricomycetes; Polyporales; Cerrenaceae
Source: the annotation of a GenBank genome assembly
AGAAACGACUCGGACUUACCUUUCUUCCCAUCCAUGGUCUCUCAGUUGCUAAUAUUGUAUACAAUUGCGACUUUCAGCCGAUUCCCAUGUGUCGAACUUCUCAGGCUAUCCAGGCCUUCGUUUGAUUGAUAUGAUUGAUGCGUAUCAACGUUCCUGUCAGGGCUGCUUGAGGCCAGGCCCCACAUGAAAUUGGUGCAAACGGGCCAUAACGUGCUUACAGUCCGCUUAGUGCGGUACCGUCGUCUGCGAACUAUCGAAUCCUGGUUCAAAACCCGAGAUGACAUUCAAGACAUGACCCCAGCUCAGGCGCAGAAAGUCAUCCACCUCUCGUUGUUCUACGAGACACCCACUACGAUGCACCUUGGCACUCAGGUCGCAUUGUUCAAAGUGUGGGGUAUUCCUACUAUCGCAAAGAUUCUCUUAAAGGCCGGGGAACUUAGCUCGCAAGAAUCUCUCAGCAAGCGUCUAGCUGACACUGGCAUCCUGGUCGCGACGUGGAUCACGAAUCCAAUCGUAGGUCCUGGUUCAGGUGCCGAGUCAUAUGACGCGGGAUCGUAUGAAAACGUUGAUCCCCGUGGUGCUAUUGCUGUUGCACGAGUCAACUGGUUGCAUCGAAAAUACCCAAUUAAUCAAGAUGAUUAUCGUUACAAUCUAGCCCUGUUCGUGCUGGAGCCAAUAGACUGCACUGCGCGUUUCGGCUGGCGAAGUCACAGUAUCAUUGAACAGCAGGCGUUCUACGUGUUUUGGAUGGAGAUUGGUCGACGCAUGGGUAUCGAUAUUCCUUGGGCGUCUCUGGAUGAAAUGAGGGAGUGGGCAACCGCUUACGAAGAAGAGCGUAUGGUACCGAACGAACAUUCAGUGGAAAUCGGACAAAUAGGUGUCGAGCAUUUUUCGUCAAGACUUCCCAAGGUCCUGCGUCCUGCAGGAUUGAAUCUAGUAGCGACUCUUCUGGGACCUAACACAAGACGAGCGAUGCGGCUCCCCGAUCCUCCAUCCUGGUUCUCACAUGUCCUCUUUGCAUUGUUCCGCCUUCAGAAUGUCUUCGUGCGAUACGCCUGCUUGCCGCGCCGCUCACCAGCAUUGUGGGUUAGCUCAUAUGAGCCUUCAGCCGAGGAUCUGGCUCGUUUGGUCGCUGCGGGAGAAUUACCCCGGAUUCCAGCUGUAUUCAAGCGGAGCAGUCCAUGGUAUUAUCCGGAACUGAAGGGUUUCCAAAAGAACAUUCAAGAUGUGCUCGUCUUUCUCAAGCUUCGCAAGCCGGAGUCGGUUCCUAGCAAGCGAUGGAAGAGUGAGGGGUAUCGUGUUGAGGAACUUGGACCUCUUCGGUUUGAACACCAGGGGCAUGAAGAGGUGAUCAGAAUGGCUGAGGAGAUCCAGGGUGGACCGGUCAAAGGUCCGUGGUCACUGAAUGACCGGAAAAUGGCUUCAUGAGCAAGCUCGUGCCAAUGAUACCACGUUAUAAACGACGUGCGAAUCGAUUUCAUGCACUUAUAUUCAGUCAUUGGCUGUCACCACUCAAAGGAUCCAGGAAUUCGUGUAUAACUUGAGCCAAUGCAGUUAAACCUCUAGACAAAUGGGCUAUUGAGUCGACGGCCAUCUAGAUGAAGUCGACUAUUUGACUGGCCGCACGUUCACUUGAGGUUUUUUGACUGCGUCGUCGACUAAUGAUCGACCGACGACAUUGAGAACUCAGAGUGUUGGACGAUACGACUACAUCGGCAGACUGUAUGUGUUACUUAUGCCUAGUCGACAGUCUCCGAUAUCACUCCAUGCAGACUUCUCUGACCUUGAAUCUGAAAAGACGGCCAUUAUAGUCACCUCAUGCAGUCAACUGCAGUUUCUCAGACUGCCACCUGCUGUCUACAUUAGUCAGUAGUGUAGUCGAUUAAUUUAGUCAAUACAGUCGCUACAAGGAU